Molecule: messenger RNA, 1759 nt
Organism: Rhododendron vialii
Lineage: Eukaryota; Viridiplantae; Streptophyta; Magnoliopsida; Ericales; Ericaceae
Product: lysine histidine transporter-like 6
Exons: 8
Coding region: 182-1498 (438 amino acids)
Cellular component (GO): plasma membrane
Source: RefSeq, a predicted model, not a curated record
AAUAAAAUUUUAAUGAAAGAAACCAAAGGCAGUAAAAGGAAGGGUAGCCAAUUAUACACAUCCUCUCCUUUUCCUUUAUUCCAUCAUAAAUUAGAGCCCAUCAACCACUACAACUACAUGAUUAUAACAAGUGAGCUCUCACUCAGAAGGUGUCUGUGUGUGUCUUUGUGGCUUGCCAAACAUGGUUUCAGCUGUUGCUCCACCAGCUCCUAAGGAAGUUCCAUCGGAGUAUUCAUGGGACGAAAAGGGUCCUCCCCGCGAAGCCAAAUGGUGGUACUCAACUUUUCACACUGUCACAGCCAUGGUUGGAGCAGGCGUUCUCAGCUUGCCGUAUGCCAUGGCCUACUUGGGAUGGGGUCCAGGGACAAUAGUGAUGGUCUUAUCAUGGUGCAUCACCCUGAACACGAUGUGGCAAAUGAUACAGCUCCAUGAGUGUGUUCCAGGGGUUCGAUUUGAUCACUACUACGACCUCGGUCGCCAUGCCUUCGGGCCAAAACUUGGGCCAUGGAUAGUGAUACCACAGCAGCUAAUUGUCCAAGUUGGUUGUGACAUAGUGUACAUGGUCACUGGAGGGAAGUGCCUCAAGAAGUUCAUGGAGAUAGCAUGUACAAACUGCACCAGGAUCAGGCAGUCCUACUGGAUUUGCAUCUUUGGGUCCACCCAUUUCUUCCUGUCUCAGCUCCCAAAUUUCAAUUCUGUUUCUGGGGUUUCAUUAGCUGCAGCAAUUAUGUCACUGAGCUAUUCAACCAUAGCCUGGGUUGGUUCCUUGACCCAUGGGCAAGUUGAGAAUGUGAGCUAUGCAUACAAGAAAACCAGUGGAGCCGAUUACAUUUUUCGUGUUUUUAACGCGUUGGGUCAGAUUUCAUUUGCCUAUGCUGGGCAUGCAGUUGUGCUGGAAAUUCAGGCAACAGUUCCAUCCACUCCAGAAAAGCCCUCCAGAGUACCAAUGUGGAAAGGCGCUGUUUGGGCCUAUUUUAUCAAUGCUAUUUGCUAUUUUCCGGUAGCUUUCAUUGGAUACUGGGCAUUUGGGCAAGAUGUUGCUGAUAAUGUACUUGUGGCACUGGAGAGACCUUCAUGGCUCAUUGCUGCUGCUAACUUAAUGGUGGUCAUCCAUGUGAUUGGCAGCUACCAGGUUUAUGCAAUGCCAGUGUUUGACAUGCUGGAGACGGCAAUGGUUAAGAAGUUGAACUUUCCCCCAGGAAUUGCACUAAGAAUUCUAGUUCGCUCUGCCUAUGUUGCCUUCACGCUUUUCAUUGGUGUCACCUUCCCUUUCUUCGGCGAUCUUCUUGGUUUCUUUGGUGGAUUUGGUUUCGCCCCAACUUCUUAUUUCCUUCCCAGUAUCAUAUGGCUGGUGCUUAAGAAACCAAGGAGAUUCAGCACCUCUUGGUUCAUCAACUGGGCGUGCAUAUACAUCGGACUGUUCAUUAUGUUGUCGUCCACAAUCGGGGGUUUGAGGAACAUCAUAGCUGAUUCCUCUUCCUAUCACUUCUACACAUAAGAAAUGAUGUGAUUAUGCAAGAAGUGAUUGAUGUUCUCAGCAUGUCUUUUCAGUAUUGAGCAAGAUUUCAGGAGAACUGCUAAAAUGUCGUUGUCUCGAACCCCAUUUGGAUGCUAAAUUAACCAGGAAAAUAUGUCCGUAACAGAUGGGAUUAAUUCAUUUGUGGAAGAAAUUUGAGUAUUUGGGCCAAGGAACUUUGUUAAUUACCGAUGCCUUUCCAUAAUGAAUAAAAAAGACAAGUCCUUCUUGAUUUGGCUUUUA